Boeremia exigua is the source of this 2223-nucleotide messenger RNA. RefSeq lists its product as uncharacterized. Bases 1 to 2223 code for a protein of 740 amino acids. Gene Ontology annotation, cellular component: ribonucleoprotein complex. The transcript has 2 exons. Lineage: Eukaryota; Fungi; Ascomycota; Dothideomycetes; Pleosporales; Didymellaceae. Gene Ontology annotation, molecular function: RNA binding. The record is from RefSeq and is a predicted model, not a curated record.
AUGUCUGAAGUCGCCAACUCCACCUCGCCCGUCCAGGACGGUGCUGCCACCGCCAACGGCGCCGAGGUCAACACCCAGGUCCCCGCCGCCCAGGGCGAGGCACCCACUCCCACCGCCCAGCAGGCCCACCAGAACUCCGCUUCCCUCUAUGUCGGCGAGCUCGACCCCUCCGUCACCGAGGCCAUGCUCUUCGAGCUGUUCUCUUCCAUCGGCCAGGUCGCGUCGAUCCGUGUGUGCCGUGACGCCGUUACCCGUCGCUCGCUCGGUUACGCGUAUGUUAACUACAACAGCUCUGAGGACGGCGAGAAGGCCCUCGAGGAGCUGAACUACACUGUCAUCAAGGGCAAGCCUUGCCGUAUCAUGUGGUCCCAGCGCGACCCCGCUCUGCGCAAGACUGGUCAGGGUAACGUCUUCAUCAAGAACCUUGACCACGCCAUUGACAACAAGGCUCUCCACGACACCUUCGCCGCCUUCGGUAACAUCCUGUCCUGCAAGGUCGCUCAGGACGAGAUGGGCAACUCCAAGGGUUACGGAUUCGUCCACUACGAGACCGCCGAGGCCGCCAACAACGCCAUUAAGCACGUUAACGGCAUGCUUUUGAACGAGAAGAAGGUUUUCGUCGGCCACCACAUUCCCAAGAAGGAGCGCAUGAGCAAGUUCGAGGAGAUGAAGGCCAACUUCACCAACAUCUAUGUCAAGAACAUCGACCUUGAUGUUACUGACGACGAGUUCCGUGAGCUCUUCGAGAAGCACGGAGAUAUCACCUCCGCGUCCAUCGCAAGGGACGACCAGGGCAAGAGCCGUGGUUUCGGUUUCGUCAACUACAUCAAGCACGAGGCUGCCGCUACUGCCGUCGAUUCCCUGAACGACACCGACUUCAAGAGUCAGAAGCUCUACGUUGGCCGCGCUCAGAAGAAGCACGAGCGUGAGGAGGAGCUCCGCAAGCAGUACGAGGCUGCCCGUCUCGAGAAGCAGUCCAAGUACCAGGGCGUUAACCUUUACAUCAAGAACCUUGGUGACGAGGUUGAUGACGAGAAGCUCCGUGAGAUGUUCACUCCUUUCGGCACCAUCACCUCCGCUAAGGUCAUGCGUGAUGCCGUCCCUGCUGAGGGUGCCAAGGCUGAUUCAGACUCUGAGGAGAAGAAGGAUGAGGCUGAGGAGAAGCCCGAGGAGAAGGAGGUCGAGGAGAAGAAGGAGGAGGAGGAGUCAUCUGACGAGAAGAAGGAUGACUCUACCAAGGCUGGCGACAAGGUCACCAUCAAGGGCGAGAAGAAGAUUCUCGGCAAGAGCAAGGGCUUCGGCUUUGUCUGCUUCAGCAACCCCGAUGAGGCCACCAAGGCUGUCACCGACAUGAACCAGCGCAUGUUCGACGGCAAGCCCCUCUACGUCGCUCUUGCCCAGCGCAAGGAUGUCCGCAAGAACCAGCUCGAGGCUACCAUCCAGGCUCGCAACCAGCUCCGCAUGCAGCAGCAACAGCAGCAGCAGUUCGGCGGCAUGCCCCAGAUGUUCGUCGCUCCUGGUCAGCCCAUGAUGUACCCUCCUGGUGGCCGUGGCCAGAUGCCCUUCCCCGCCGGCAUGCCUGGACAGCAGGGCGGUCGUGGCUUCCCCAGCGGUAUGCCUCAGCAGGGUGGCCGUGGUGGCCCCAACGCCCAGCAGAUGCCUCCUAUGUACAUGCCCCCUGGCAUGGCUCCCGGUGGCUUCCCUGCUCCUUACAUGACUCCUCAGUACAUGCAGCUCGCUGCUCAGGCUCAGCAGGCUAUGGGCGGUCGCGGCGGUCGCGGCGCCGGCCCCAUGCCCGGUAUGCCCGGCAUGCCUCAGGGUCAGAUGGCUCCUGCCAUGCGCGGUGGCCAAGGCUUCCCCCAGGGCGGCCGUGGUGGUCCUAACGGCCGUCCCGGCCAGGGUCCCCAGGCUGGUUUCCCCCGCGCUGGCGGUAUCGACCUGAACGUCCUCAAUGCUGCCCCCGUCGGACAGCAGAAGCAGAUGCUCGGCGAGGCGCUUUACCCUAAGAUCCACGAGAUCCAGCCCGAGUUGGCCGGCAAGAUCACCGGUAUGCUCCUCGAGAUGGACAACAGCGAGCUCAUCAACCUCACCUCCGACGAGUCCGCUCUCCGCGCCAAGGUCGACGAGGCCAUGAGCGUCUACGACGAAUACGUCAAGAACAAGGACGGUGAGGGCGAGAAGGAGGCCCCCAAGGAGGAGACCAAGGAAGAGACCAAGGCUUAA